This is a messenger RNA of Heterotrigona itama, 2329 nucleotides long. Lineage: Eukaryota; Metazoa; Arthropoda; Insecta; Hymenoptera; Apidae. The record is from the annotation of a GenBank genome assembly.
GAUAAACUGUAUUUUCCUUGUAUUAUUUGUAAUGCUGUAUCCAACGAUAUCGUUGGCAAAAUAUGCAGCAGUUAUCUUGCAAUAUAAGUACGUAGAACACACGUAAAGAAGGAUUAUUUUCAUACUAUUGUGCCGCGGUGUAACAAGCAUGGUAUUUGCAGCGGAAAUUUCUGAUUUAUUGAAAAUUGAUAUUUAAUCGAGAUAACAGGAAAUCGUAAGAAUGUUUUGUUUUACACGAAUAAACACGAGUGGUGGGCUCUCAUCGAGCGUAAUCUUUAGAUACAUAGAUAUCGUAAUAUCGUGAAACUGAAGAUCACAGUAAUUUACAAAACAGAGAUGUAUGAUAAAUGCACUUGUUAUUGUCAUCGACAUUAAAUCAGAAAGAGAAAAGUAAAUUUUGAUUCUCGGAGUGCCAGUUACUGCGAACAAAUCAUUUCCUUAGAUAAAUAAAUAAUUCUUCUAUUUAUCUAAGGAAGAUCUAUCUUUUUUAUCAACAAAGGGAGGGAAGAGCAGUCUUUCGAAAAUUUGCCAAAACAAAAAUGUUAGCAACGCGUGUUGCGUGUUAUCGAAAAAGUCACUUAACGAGAACGCUCGGAGAACGUCACUCUCUCUUUGUCCAGUUUGUCAUUUAUUGGACAUUCCACGGAUUCCACGUUCGGGCUCGUAAGUUUUUUUCCCUUGGCGUGGAAGCGCCGUGAAUGUGGAAUAAAUUCAAAUGUCUGGCGUAACGGAACUUCCGUUUAGGAGGGUGUUUAGUGUGUGGUAUAGUUGUGCCGGCGACGGACAGAUGGCGCGGAGCGGGACUUAUUUAUACGUAGAUGCGGACUACGUAAGUAUAUACACGUGAUUGCUUCACGAUACGUCGCGUCGUAACGAUAGGCUUCGAGUCACGGCCGUUCGAAGUGCACGUGAGCUUCAAAUGAACGGGAUCUCGUUUCAUUCAGAAACUACGAGGCCGCGGUUCUGUUAGCCGCAGCUCGAAUCUGCGUGUAUAUAUCCGGCACCGAUCAGUGCUCUGUAUUCCAGGGACACGUGUGUGUUUCACCCUUUUGACAGACGAAAAUGACGACGUUGCAAGCGAUCAAGUGGGAGAACGACAAGCUGGAGAUACUUGAUCAAAUAUUGUUGCCGGCGAUCUCCCGAUACAUCCCUGUCAGAGGCGUGGAGGACGGCUGGAAAGUCAUAAAUAACAUGCAGGUUCGUGGAGCACCAGCUAUAGCCAUCGUAGGCUGUUUGAGUUUGGCAACAGAGAUUAAAAACGAGGAGUACACAGACAAGAAGAGCCUUCGACAGGAUGUGGAGGGCAAAUUGAAUUAUUUGGUUUCUGCCCGGCCAACUGCUGUUAAUAUGAAAAUAGCUGCGGACGAACUGAUUCAGCUGGCUAAUAAACUUACCAAGGAUGAAACUGUUAACGUAACAGAGAUGAAAGAAAGAUUUUUCGAAGCCAUAGAAGCUAUGUUGGAGAAGGAUAUCGCUGAUAACAAGGCCAUCGGGGACUUUGGGGCACAGGAGAUCUUGAAGAACGUGUCAGGGGACCAUUCUGUUAGGAUCUUAACGCAUUGUAAUACCGGCAGUUUAGCAACAGCAGGUUAUGGCACAGCCUUAGGUGUUAUUAGAUCUCUUCAUAACAAAAAUAGUCUUGAACACGCAUACUGCUCUGAAACUAGGCCAUAUAAUCAGGGAGCACGACUGACUGCGUACGAAUUAGUGUAUGAAAAAAUUCCCGCCACUCUAAUCUGCGACGACAUGGUGGCAGCUCUGAUGAAAUCAAGGAAUAUAUCUGCGGUUGUUGUCGGUGCGGACAGAGUUGCUGCAAAUGGCGACACAGCUAACAAAAUCGGAACCUAUCAAAUUGCCAUAGUCGCUAAGUACCACAACGUUCCGUUCUACGUAGCGGCUCCACGAACCUCCAUAGACUUUAGUAUUCCCAGUGGCGACCAUAUCGUUAUCGAAGAAAGGCCAGAGAGGGAAAUGACGCAUAUAAAUAACCAACGAAUCGCGGCACCUGGGAUACAAUGUUGGAAUCCAGCCUUUGAUGUAACGCCGGCUAGUCUAAUUAAAGGCAUCAUUACGGAAGUUGGAGUGUACAGACCUGAAGACUUGAUACAAUUGAAGAAUUGCGAACGCUCCUGAUACGGAGAACACGGGGAUGGAUGCGACGGACGUCCUCGAUCCCGACAGGGCGUCAGCCAACGGUGAGGAUGUUCCCAACACCGGCAACAAUAAUGGCAACAACAACGAGGACGACGAGGCGCCCACCGUCGAGGAGACUUACGAGGUCACCACCACUAAACGCAAAACCAUCCGGACCAGCUAUAAGAUCCAAGAA